Malaya genurostris is the source of this 2695-nucleotide messenger RNA. RefSeq names its product transmembrane protein 64. NCBI's taxonomy places the organism in Eukaryota, Metazoa, Arthropoda, Insecta, Diptera, Culicidae. The transcript is spliced from 5 exons. The record is from RefSeq and is a predicted model, not a curated record. Bases 735 to 1856 code for a protein of 373 amino acids.
CUUCGACAGUACGAUGUUUCGUUUGUGAAAGUUUAUAGUUUAAUGUUUUCGAUCUAUAGUCGGUACAAAUUAAUAUAAAUAAUUCUUCUCCCAAGGGAACUAAAGAAAAUUACACGCAAAUCGUUUUCUGGUUUACCUUGUCGUCAUUGAAUAUUGAAUUCUAUUGAAUAGUCGACAGCUAACAAGUGUGAAAAUUAGUAAAUAUGUCAAUUAAAUUGAGUUUGCUAUCCCGUAUAUAGUCGUGAUGUUCGACGUGUGACCAGUCGGCGUGAACCGUAUUUGCUUGCUUCGUUUGUGUUGUGAAUGUAGGAGGAGGAACAUAUUUCGCAGAGUCGUGCUAGGCGCUUGUAUCAAGGCAGGAACCAAAUUCCAGGAAACAAUUUUUUUUGGUACCUGAUUUUUAGCGCCUAAGGCGCCACCUAUGUGGCUUGACGCCGGUGUGCUAGGCUACAGCAGAAAUUAAGGGAUUUCAUCAGUAAUUCAACAUGGAACGAGAGGUUGCAACAUCAGCAGUGCGUGUCGUUUUGCUCUAUGAAAAAAUACAAAUCAUAUGGUGAUUUAGCAUAGAAAGCAAAUUGUGCUGGUGGUUGAAGUAGUGGGAAAAUAUAUCAUCAGAGAAAGUGCAGAAUUCGCAACAUAUAUUGUUCAUGAUAUAAUAUCAUCUGCGGAGAACUGGAAAAUCGAUGUGCACUACCUGAUCGGUCUCCACUAGCGAGACAAAUUCCGAAAAAAGUAUGGAUAUUAGCAUUCAUGACGCAGAUGAUGAAACUGUAUCGAAAGACAUCGGAAAAUAUCUUGAAGCAUCGUCACCCACGUUUUCAUUUCUACCGGCCACUUGUUCUGUUACCAACAAGGACGGCAAUCCGUCCGUGCCAGUCGAAACCGUCCGCUCAACGAGAGCGAAAGCGGCGUUUGUUUGUGACCUAGAUUUAAAAUCAUCGGUUGCCGGUGGGAAAGAUCGUCCCUAUCAUCACCAUUUGUUUGUGCAGCAUCACCAGCACCACAAACUUAACAACUUUCAACUGAAACGGGCCUCCGCUAGUAUCAAUACAUCUCCCAUCGCCAACAGUGUCGACAUGCGAGACAACUACUGCUUCUACCGGUUACAACGUUUUAUCGCACGAAAUCCGUUGCUCAACUACCUGCUGCCACUUUGUGUGAUAACUGUGCUAGUUUUCGUGAUCUAUGCCUUCCGGGAUUAUGCUAAAACGCUUCUGUACUGGAUUGAAACUCAAAAUUCCUGGAUUAUAUUCUGCAUUGUUCUGACCUUAUUUACAAUCGUCAGCUUUCCUGUGACAGUUGGUUAUCUGGUGUUGAUCAUUAGUAGCGGUUAUCUUUUUGGUUUUAUCAAAGGUCUCCUGACAGUGAUCAUCGGUGCAAAUCUGGGCGUGGCGAUUGCGCAUAACACCAUUAAAGGGCUACAGUCGAAACUGCCACUGCACAAGUUAAUCAAGAAUGAGACCGCCCGUGCCAUUCUGCGAGUGAUAUCAGGUCCCCGUGCAUUUAAAAUAGUGCUGUUUGCUAGACUGACACCCAUACCAUUCGGGCUCCAGAACACAAUCUUUGGGCUCAGUGCAGUAAAUUCGCGCAGCUACCAUACCGGAACGGUGAUAGGACUACUCCCUGCGCAAACUAUCAACGUGUAUUUGGGUUCGAAGUUGCGCUCGAUUCAUGAAGUGCUCAACGACCACAACGCUGCGCUUGGUCUCGCUGGGUACGGUGUGUUUGUAGUUGAGGUAAUUGUCGGCGCGGCCCUUAUGGUUUGGGUAAUACAGAAAGCGCGUACAGAACUGUCCGCCGCUUUACUGACUGAUAUAGAAGCAGACGAGAAGAUACUUAUCGAAAUCGAAGCGUGAGAGUUGUGAAACGAUGCAUGGAAUUAGUCUUUUCGUAACCGUUUCGGCUGUAAAUUGUGUAAACUUGUUUGAUAACUAGAUUUACAUGUUUUAGUAGGUAAGGAUAGCAAACCAAGAACGAAUUAAGUCGAAUAUUUUAUGAUUGAGGUGAUUUAUUGAGGUGUAUAUAUCUGAGAAAUAUCAUAGGUUAGUAUAUUUUUGUUCCUGCGAUAAAAUCCAAUCGGGCUCCGAUUUGCACUGAGCUGUAAAACUCAGUUGACCGACCUAUCAAACACUCUUCGAUGUGUUUUUUCGUUGAUAAUGCUAAACCGUCCAGAUUACUUUUAUACUAGAAAUAUUUUAAAUAUUUACAUGUUUUCCAAAAGCCAAAAAAAAACUUUUCAUUAGUGAUGUGCAACUUAGAACCUGGAAAUACUUGAAAUAAAUCGAAAAGCAUGAUAAGUCAUUGUUCGAGCAGUUCGCCAUAAAUUGACGUCACCGGACGAAACGAGCAUGCGCGUGAGGAUUUAUAUCGUAUUUAUACGCAUUAAGCUUCGUCUCUGUUGUAAUCUCAAGGCAUGCAUUAUGCUCCACUCGAGACCAAUUUUUAAAGCAAAUGUAGAAGUAAGCUGGAAAUUUCGCAAAAAGAAAAUAAUUAGGUACUGUCCGACCAUAUAACUCAGGAUAAGGAAGAAAUGGGAUAAUCCCAUUAAAGUAUUUUCGUUACAUCACGCUUAAGAUGUGCGUAAGUCAAUCAAUAUAACCGGACAAUUUCCGAUUAAAUUUGCAUAAUAAUUUGCUUGAGAUCCUCUCUUUGUUUACUUUCUUUAAUGUUAAUUAUUAAUUAAUUAUUGUGUACA